Messenger RNA from Phragmites australis (common reed), 3221 nucleotides. RefSeq names its product BTB/POZ domain-containing protein NPY4-like. Lineage: Eukaryota; Viridiplantae; Streptophyta; Magnoliopsida; Poales; Poaceae. Gene Ontology annotation, molecular function: protein binding. The record is from RefSeq and is a predicted model, not a curated record. The coding region runs from base 1146 to 3050 and encodes 634 amino acids. The transcript has 5 exons.
GUCCAUUCACAAACCCACCCCAUGCCAUGCAUUACCACCCCACCACAACCUCCACCCCACCAGCUUUUAAGAUAAACCAAAUCCAUUAGCCCAGCAUUACAGCAGCUGGUGGAGCAGCAGAGCAGAUACCAUCAUACAACUUGCUCUGGAAGACACAGAUGAGCAGCAGCCAAAAGAGAAAUUGCAAUUUGAUCGCUUCCUUCCUCCAUUAGCCCCAUUCUUGGUGUCUGUCACUGUGCUGUGCCCCUGCAGCUCUGGCACUGAUCGUUUCGCCUGGAGCAGUUCGUCGUCCUUUCUUCUCUCCCUCUUUGUUUUUUCAAUUUUUAAGAGAAGAUUCUGGAAUUAAUUUUAGCGGCAAUAAAAGCUUAGUGCAAGGUUUGUUCUCAUCUGGAUCACAUUCUUUUUCUGUAUUGAAAUUCUUGUUUUCCCAUUUCUCUGAAAUCAGACGCUGUUUUCUAGUAGUAAAGUUCGGUAGGAAUGUUUCUUGAUGUUGGUUUGGUCAUUUCCUUGUCCUGAAAAGCUGCCUCUUCUUUUGCUCUCCGCCUCUCCCUUUUCUUCAGUUCCCUGCGAGAAGAAAUCGCGGUUUUCUGUUGUGAUCUUAGGGGGUGGGGGCAAAAUCUCGGUCCCAAGAACACCGGUUUCCCGUCUUUCUCCACAAAUCCUUUCUCAUGCUGCCUCCCUGGAUCCCCCUGGAGGCUCGUCUCGUUCCUGGCGCAGGUGCUGCUGCUCCCUCUGCCUGCGUGGUGUGAGGAGAUCCAGCUCGGAGGAGGAGGAGUUACUGGCUUCUAGGCGGACCCAGAGCUUCAUGCAGCUGCCGAGUAGUUUACUGAUCUAGAGGGGGGUUAGGUUCUUGACCCGAUUUGGUGGAGGCUUUGCCACUGGGAUAGGGGGACAGUUAGGCCUGCCGGAUCUUUUUCACUAGUUGUUGGUCCUGUCCCUUCCCUUCCUUUGGGCUAGAAGCAUUUACCACCGGUUUGGUACUUUCUUGACGGGUUGGUUAAGCGCUGUGGGGUUGUUGUGCAGCUCCACUCUUGGUUCUCAUUUGCUGGUGAUUGGUGAGGGGGAAAGGGAUGAAGAACAGGAGGUAAGGAGAACUGAAGGAAGAGGAGAAUUUUCUUUCCUGGUUUAUUUUUCGGUGUGGCACAAUGAAGUAUAUGAAGCUUGGAUCAAAGCCGGAUGUCUUUCAGACAGAGGGAAGCAAUCUUAGGUUUGUUGCAACAGAACUGGCAACAGACAUUGUUAUCUCCAUAGGGGACGUCAAGUUUUAUCUUCACAAGUUCCCUCUUCUAUCAAAGAGUUUGCGCUUGCAAAGAUUAGUGGCUUCAAGCAAUGAGGAGAAAAAUGAUGAAGUGGAUAUCUCUGACAUCCCUGGUGGAUCUUCAGCAUUUGAAAUUUGUGCUAAGUUCUGCUAUGGCAUGAUUGUAAAACUCAAUGCAUAUAAUGUCCUCGCCGCCCGCUGUGCAUCUGAGUAUCUAGAAAUGUUUGAGACCAUUGACAAAGGAAACCUCAUCUACAAAAUUGAUGUAUUCUUGACAUCAAGUGUAUUUCGCAAUUGGAAGGACUCGAUCAUAGUCUUACAGAGCACAAAGUCACUGCUACCUUGGUCUGAAAAUUUGAAGGUAAUCAACCACUGCAUUGACUCUAUUGCGUCGAAGGCAUCAAUUGAUCCAUCAGAAGUAGAGUGGUCUUACACCUACAACAGAAAGAAACUCCCAUCUGAGAAUGGUAUCGAUUCUCAUUGGAAUGGUGUCAGGAUGCAACAGAUAGUCCCUAACGACUGGUGGGUUGAGGACCUUUGUGAGCUCGAGGUUGAUUUGUACAAGCGGGUGAUCAUGACCAUCAAGGCAAAGGGAAGAACACCAGUUGUUGUAAUCGGAGAAGCACUGAGGGCCUGUGCAUACCGACGGCUGCUUGGUUCUCUAGAAGAUGCUGUGAGCAAUGGAGUUGAUUGCACAAAACGUCGUGCAGCUCUUGAUGCUAUUGUAUCUCUUUUGCCCUCUGAGGAAGGUUCAGUGUCAUGCAGUUUUCUUCUUAAGCUGCUAAGAGCUUCAUCCUUGUUGGAAUCUGGGGAGUCCCAUCGCAAUAACUUGAUCAAGAGAAUAGCCACACAAUUGGAUGGUGCUUCGGUUUCAGACCUUCUUAUACCAGCAAAUACAGGUGAAAACAGUGUAUAUAACGUAGAUUUGAUCAUGGCAAUAGUGGAGGAGUUCAUGUUGCAGAAGAGUGAUAAUGGUAAGGAAAAUUUUCAAGACGAUGAAGAAAUCGUGGAGGUUGAGAACCUGAUUUCUGCUUCCAACCCGUCAAAACUGGCAGUUGCAAAGCUGAUCGAUGGAUAUCUUGCUGAGAUUGCCAAAGAUCCCAACCUUCCUCUUCCAAAGCUGAUUGCGCUUGCUGAAAUGGUGUCUUCUCUACCCCGACCAACGCAUGAUGGGAUCUAUCGUGCCAUUGACAUGUAUCUGAAGGAGCACCCCAGCCUAUCAAAGAGCGAAAAGAAGAAAUUAUGCGGAUUGAUGGACUGCAAGCAGCUGUCGCAGGAUGCGUGCAUGCACGCUGUGCAGAAUGAGCGCCUCCCCCUGCGCGUUGUUGUGCAAGUUCUCUUCUUCGAGCAAAUCCGGGCAUCAGUUGCUUCUGCAAGGAGUGACCCUUCAGCUGAGCUCCCAUCCGCUGUUCACUCGCUCCUUCCCAGAGAGAAUGGCAACUCCAUUGGCAGCUCCAGGUCAGCUGCCACAGCAACAACGGACGAGGAAUGUGAGGUCCCGACAUCAAGAGACAUCAACUCUCUCAGGUCGAUGAGGCUGGCCAACAACAGGGGCGGCAGCGACAGGAGCAGUGGCAGCAGUGACAUCAAUAAGAACGGCGAUGACAAGAGCCCCGCAGGGAAGGCAAAGGGAAUGCUGAUGCCAAAGAAGAUACUGAGCAAGCUCUGGUCCUCCGGCAAAACGAACGCCGGUGAGAACAGCAGCUCGGACACGUCGGAGAGCCUUGGGUCUGUCAACCCGGAGGAGGUGAAGUCCACGUCAUCACGGAUCACAAGGCAUUCAGUGUGCUAGUCGAUGGGGUUAACAGUGCCACAGCCAUGGUUUUGUUCUUGCUCUUGAAUUGCCUUUUCUUAAGAGUAGUAGCAAUCUUAGAAUGUGGAAUACCACUACUGGCUUCACUUGUCGGUUACCAAUGAUAUUUUUUUGGAAUGGGAAUGAUAGUAAUUGGAGUAGGUUUGGUCA